GUGUAAGACGAGGAAAGGAGUUUGAGAGAAAGAAAAAGAGGAUAGGAUCGAUGACGGCUGGGUUAGGAAAGAAGAUGAGUAGGAGGAGGAGAAGAAGCAAAAUAAACGGAGUUUUCCACAACGAUUUGUUGGUGGAGGUCCUGCAGCGUGCCCCGCCUGAAUCGGUGGCGCGUUGUAAAGCCGUGUGCAAGCGGUGGCGGGACCUAAUUUCGACUCCUUUUUUCUUCGACCGUUUUUGCGAUCACCACCGGCUCAUGAGCCGCGAAGAGGAGUGCGCCGCCACCCGCUGCUCCACCAAGUUGCAUCUGUUCCUGUUUCAUCCUCACUUUGAGCGCCAGUUUUCCCUGGACUUCCUCCCCUUUUACGAAGCUGCAAAAAAAUCGAAAUUCGUGUUGGGAUUCUGCGAAGGUCUGUUAUUGUGCAGUCCAGGCGACAAUUCUCGUCUGUUUUACUACAUAGUUAACCCGAUCACCAAGACCUGGGUCGGUCUCCCCACAGCGCGGUCGGUACAUACAUAUUAUGAUAUUGCUGUGGGCUUCGCCUAUUACCCGGACCUUCCCCGCCCUCGCUUCAAGAUUGUCCGAAUUCUUCCGCCCCGGAAUCAGAUACCAAAGUCGUAUUUUAGAGUCAGGAACUUUUGCUCCGAGACAGGAAAGUGGGCUCGGGAAAGGGCAACAUCUCCCGAGCCCAUCGCCUGGACGCCCUUCAUGAUUAAGCAGGCUGCCGUUUUCCACGAAGGGUACCUGCAUUGGAUGGAUGGGGGGAUGCGGGCAAUUCUUUACGAUGUUGAAAACGACAAGAUCGCUUUUAUCCUGAAUCGGCCCAAGGAGGCCGUCGUGCACAGAGAGGGGUUCUUUUGUUUUGGUCUAUGCGGCGGCCAGUUUUAUGUGGCGGAGCUGAACUGUGCCACAUUGAGGAUAUGGGAGCUGAAGCACCAGGGGCAGGGGCGGCCGGAGUGGACUAUGCAGCGGCAGGUACAUCUGGAUGAUGGCAGCAGCAUCAGGCACGGCCGGGAGUGGCUACCUGUAAUAUCAACUUUACCCCUGCCAUUGCUGGCUAUCCAUCCCGUGGAUAUCAAUGUUGUUUACAUUCGUAAUAGAUAUGAGGCUAUUUCUUGCAAUUUGAGAACCAAAACUCUGAAAUUCUUUUGCAAGCUACCUCCGCCAACUAAAUACAAUUUGACAUACAGCAUCAUGCUUCCGCCCUGGCCAACUUCCAUACCCCAGAUUUUCAACUCAACUGAUCCAGGAAAAGUGAUUGAUGGAGCAUAAUCUUAUUACUAGCCACAAGGUCCAUAACCUUUGUUUGAUGAAGGAGAUAUGAGAUCAUUUAGUUUAAUUAGCUAGAGCACUAAAUUAGACUUCUAGUACAUAUAUAUGUAGUUGAGUUUAUCAGUGUUAGUGUUCAAUUAUAUUCACCAUUUAGAAGUCACUAUAUAAUUAUAGCUGCACGCUUUAAUGGCGCCCGCUGUUACUCCUUUUCUCUACUGAGAACUCUUAUGGAGUGUUUGCAACCGCUUAAAAAAAAGCAUUUCUCAGCUUUUGGCUUAAAAAAGCACUUAUUUUACAAAUACUACCAAUUUUUACUUUU
Molecule: messenger RNA, 1590 nt
Organism: Cuscuta epithymum
Lineage: Eukaryota; Viridiplantae; Streptophyta; Magnoliopsida; Solanales; Convolvulaceae
Source: the annotation of a GenBank genome assembly